GGCCUACUUACACUGUGAAUGGACGUUUUACUAGACUGAGUUGACACCGUUUUAAGAACACUAAUAUGACAAAAGACAAGAUACUACUAUUUUCAAGAACUGUCUCCAUCUUGAUGUGGCUUGUCUUGCUGGAAUCUGAAGCUGAAAUUGAUGUCCUCGGACCGAAGAGUUGGGACAAGGCUGUACAUGACUGUAAAACAGCAGGAAAAGAACUCUACAGCUCGUACAGGGAAGAACCCCUAAAAGAGAUUCUUACGGCUAGUUCUGGCAAACACUGGGUGGGGGCGAAAACCAUGUACUCGCCGUGGAGAUGGGCAGAAGACGACACCACGGUGUUUACUUAUAUGGGAUAUCGAAAUAUUACAUACGAAGACACCCCAAAAAUAGCUCUUAACUACGAUAAUGAAGCCGUCUUGUGUCACACAAAGUGUGAAACAACGUACAUCGGGAUGCAGUACUUGCAUACAAUCUCUAAAUCUAGUAGAUAG
This is a messenger RNA of Gigantopelta aegis, 488 nucleotides long. RefSeq lists its product as uncharacterized. Bases 66 to 488 code for a protein of 140 amino acids. NCBI's taxonomy places the organism in Eukaryota, Metazoa, Mollusca, Gastropoda, Neomphalida, Peltospiridae. The record is from RefSeq and is a predicted model, not a curated record. The transcript has 5 exons.